UUAAGGUGGAGCUGGUUCAAUGUUUACUCUGUAAUGUCAGGGAUCAGUACAGACAAUGGGUCACAGGAUAGGACUAACAGCUCUUGUUCUAGCAUAGAGAGAAUAGAGGAAGAAGCGAGAAGAAACGAAACUACCAACAGAUCUACACCAGCAAGUACUCAAAAUAGAAGAGAAGCUCCUACAAGACAGGAAAGCACUCUUACACGGGGAACUCUUGAUGUAACGACAAGACAGGCGAGUACUAUUGGAAGGGACACUCGGGAUACAUCGUUUAAUGAUCCACGAGGAGCUGUCAGUGCUGAUGGAGAAGAUCAAGAUCAUGGUAACAGACGAAGACAGCAGCGAAUCAUUGACCCUGUUGAUUAUUCUACACCUCCUCCACCUUAUCCUGGUUUACAUCGGACACUAUCAGCUCAAGAGAGAGCUGCCACAAGACGCCACGCUCCAGUUCAUAAUGUCUUGCAACAUUCAUCAACAGUUCCUGUAAUAGGUCGACAUAGCAAUCCAACAAGAUUUAGAUCUACAAAUCCAAACUUAAUACCAUCAAUUUACCACCAAGAAGAAGAUCCUAACGCAAGAUAUGCAAGGCAGAUGACCACUUCAUUGUGUUUAUUGGUUACCUGUGUUGCAAUCUGUAAUAUAGGAUCAUUAUUUUUCACCAUACCUGCUGUUUUGUGUGCUUGGAAGGCAGUCCAAGCUAGUAUGAAUGAUCAGUAUCGCAAAGCUGAGAAGAGGAGGAAUAUUUCAAUACUGUUUUUUUGGAUAGGAGUCGUCCAAUUUGUUAUUUUAUUAUUACUAAUCUCUCUUAUUGUAGCAAUCUUUUUAUUAAUUGAGGAUGGUGUAUUAUCUUUUAAUGGUUAAUCAUUAUUUUUAA
Amphimedon queenslandica is the source of this 874-nucleotide messenger RNA. RefSeq lists its product as uncharacterized. Bases 34 to 861 code for a protein of 275 amino acids. The record is from RefSeq and is a predicted model, not a curated record. The transcript is spliced from 4 exons. Lineage: Eukaryota; Metazoa; Porifera; Demospongiae; Haplosclerida; Niphatidae.